AUGUCUAUCACCACUCCGAUAUUACUCUUGCUCAUCUUUAUCACCUUAAUAAUCAACAUUCCAUGUUUUGAAUCCUCACAAUCUCCAAAUUUUUCAUGCCAACCACCAUAUCAUAACUCAUAUGCAUUUUGCAACACCACAUUACCAAUAUCCAUUAGAGCCCAAUCCCUUUUAUCUCUACUAACUCUUUCAGAGAAGAUCAACCGUCUUUCGACAAAUGACUCUGGCAUCCCUCGCCUCGGCAUUCCUCCCUACGAAUGGUGGUCCGAAUCUCUACAUGGCAUCGUCUCGGGCCGUCCUGGUGUCUCGUUUGAAAACGGGCCAAUCCAUGCUGCAACUAGUUUUCCGCAAGUGAUCUUAACAACAUCUUCUUUUAACAAAACAUUAUGGUAUUUGAUAGCUAAGGCUAUUGCUGUUGAAGCUAGAGCAAUGUAUAAUGUUGGUCAAGCUGGGUUGACUUUUUGGGCUCCUACUAUUAAUGUUUUUAGAGAUCCUAGAUGGGGCAGGGGGCAAGAGACCCCAGGGGAGGAUCCUAUGGUUGUUGGGGCGUAUGCGGUUGAGUACGUUAGGGGAUUCCAGGGGGAUGAUCAGAAGUUGAGAGAAGACAAUAUGGAGAAAAGGAGCGAGGGGCGGAGGAGGGUGUUAACCAGUGACGACGACGACGACGGUGGUGGUGAUGAGUUGAUGGUGUCUGCUUGUUGUAAGCAUUUCUCUGCUUAUGAUUUGGAUGAUUGGGGAAAUUAUACUAGAUACAACUUCAAUGCUAUUGUGAAUGAACAGGAUAUGAAGGACACAUACGAACCACCAUUCAAAAAUUGUAUCCAAGAAGCCAAAGCCAGCUGCUUGAUGUGUUCCUAUAAUGCUGUAAACGGAAUACCUGCUUGUGCUGAUAGGGAUCUCUUACAGAAAGCUCGAUCGGAAUGGGGUUUCAAAGGAUAUAUCACUUCUGACUGUGAUGCUGUUGCCCAUAUAUACGAGUCUCAUAACUACACUAAAACCCCAGAGGAUGCUGUUGCAGUUGCUCUUAGAGCAGGAACCGAUAUUAACUGUGGACAUUACAUGCUGAUAUACACUAAGUCUGCAUUUGAUAAGGGGAAAGUGACAGAAGAAGACUUAGAUAAAGCACUUCUAAACACAUUAACGGUUCAACUGCGUUUAGGACUCUUUAAUGGGAACCCAAUCCAAGGUAAGUUUGGUAAAUUUGGACCGCAGGACGUUUGCACUUCUGAUCACAAGAAAUUGGCCCUGGAAGCAGCAAAACAAGGAAUGGUGCUUCUAAAGAAUGAUAACAAUUUCCUACCUUUGCAAAAGAAUGAUGUUUCCUCGUUAGCUGUUAUUGGUCCAAUGGCGAAUGCUACUACUGAUUUGGGUGGUGGAUACUCAGGAAUUCCUUGCAGUCCAACAAGCAUGGUUGAAGGCCUGAAAAAAUAUGUUGAUAAAACAACUCAUUCAUCCGGUUGUCUAGACGUAGCUUGCACUUCAAAUGCUAGAUUUGCAGAAGCAGUUUCUAUAUCACAAAAAUCCGAUGUUGUAAUCCUGGUGGUUGGUUUAGAUUUGACUCAAGAAGUGGAAGAGCAUGAUAGGGUUAGUCUUCUUUUACCAGGUUAUCAGACGGAUCUGGUUACAACCAUUGCUGCCACAAGUAAAAAGCCCAUAGUCUUAGUUCUAACAGGCGGUGGACCCCUUGACGUGUCUUUUGCUCAAGGGGAUCCAAAAAUCGCAAGCAUUAUCUGGGUUGGUUACCCGGGAGAAGCUGGAGGCACGGCACUUGCCCAAAUCAUAUUUGGGGAUUACAAUCCAGGUGGAAAGCUGCCAGUGACUUGGUAUCCCGAGUCUUUUACUAGCAUACCAAUGACCAACAUGAACAUGAGAUCUGAUCACUCUAACGGCUAUCCUGGUAGAACAUAUCGUUUUUACACUGGUGACAUAGUUUAUGGAUUUGGGCAUGGCCUGAGUUACACAUAUUACACAUAUAACAUACUCUCUGCACCUAACGAACUUAAUAUAUUCAGAUCACUGAAAACCAAAUCCAACAACAUAUUACAAAAAACGCAAGGUUUUUCCAACUAUCUCUAUGUCAAUGAACUUGAAGAACACUGUAAUUCUUUAAGGUUUGAUGUUGAAAUCUCUAUCACAAACCACGGUCCUUUUGAUGGAAGCACGGUCGUGAUGUUGUUUGCCAGAGUACCAGGAUAUUUCAAAGGUGCACCACAGAAACAACUUGUCGAGUUUGAGCGUGUUCAUACUGUUUCAUACUCAGAAACUACAACAAAGAUUGCAGUAGAUCCUUGUCAGCAGCUUAGUAUCGUGAAUGAAUUUGGAAAAGCGAUAUUGCCUAUGGGUGAUUAUAAGUUGUUGAUAGAGGAUGUUCAUCAUAUCGUUUCAAUUGUUUUGUGA
This is a messenger RNA of Erigeron canadensis, 2397 nucleotides long. RefSeq names its product probable beta-D-xylosidase 6. Gene Ontology annotation, biological process: arabinan catabolic process; xylan catabolic process. The record is from RefSeq and is a predicted model, not a curated record. NCBI's taxonomy places the organism in Eukaryota, Viridiplantae, Streptophyta, Magnoliopsida, Asterales, Asteraceae. Gene Ontology annotation, molecular function: alpha-L-arabinofuranosidase activity; xylan 1,4-beta-xylosidase activity. Gene Ontology annotation, cellular component: plant-type cell wall. The transcript has 6 exons. The coding region runs from base 1 to 2397 and encodes 798 amino acids.